AGGAGAGGAAGAGGAGUAGAGUAUAUAAGCGGGCGGUGGCAGGCAGGAGCAGGCAUUCCCUUGGUGGACGUGGUGCAGUGCAGGAGUCACCUCAACGCUCUUGUUCGCUUACCUCAUCCCCUUCCAACCUCAAAACCUCUCAAAAUGCGUGAGUGUAUCAGCGUACACGUGGGACAGGCUGGCGUGCAGAUCGGCAAUGCAUGCUGGGAGCUGUACUGUCUGGAACAUGGGAUCCAGCCUGACGGUCAAAUGCCUUCCGAUAAGACUGUGGGAGGCGGCGAUGACUCCUUCAACACCUUCUUCAGCGAGACCGGCAGCGGCAAACACGUCCCCCGCGCCGUCUUUGUUGACCUGGAACCCUCUGUCAUUGACGAGGUGCGGACCGGAACCUACCGGGCGCUGUUUCACCCAGAGCAGCUGAUCACAGGGAAGGAGGAUGCCGCCAACAACUAUGCCAGGGGCCACUACACCAUUGGCAAGGAGAUCGUUGACGUGGUGCUGGAAAAAGUCCGCAAGCUGGCCGAUCAGUGCACCGGGCUGCAAGGGUUCCUGAUCUUCCACUCCUUCGGGGGCGGCACCGGGUCUGGGUUCACCUCCCUGCUGAUGGAGCGCCUCUCUGUUGACUAUGGCAAGAAGAGCAAGCUGGAGUUUGCCAUUUACCCAGCACCACAGGUGGCUACGGCGGUGGUGGAGCCGUACAACUCCAUCCUGACCACCCACACCACCCUGGAACACUCCGACUGCGCCUUCAUGGUAGACAACGAAGCGAUCUAUGACAUCUGCAGGAGGAAUUUGGACAUCGAGAGGCCAACUUACACUAACUUGAACAGACUUAUUGGCCAGAUCGUGUCCUCUAUUACUGCUUCCCUCAGGUUUGACGGCGCCCUCAAUGUGGACCUGACGGAGUUUCAGACCAACCUGGUGCCCUACCCACGCAUCCACUUCCCCCUGGUGACCUACGCCCCUGUCAUCAGUGCAGAGAAGGCUUAUCACGAGCAGCUGUCUGUGGCUGAGAUCACUAAUGCCUGCUUUGAACCCGCUAAUCAGAUGGUGAAAUGCGACCCACGGCACGGGAAAUACAUGGCUUGCUGUCUGCUCUUCCGGGGUGACGUGGUUCCCAAGGACGUGAAUGCCGCUAUUGCCGCUAUUAAGACCAAGAGGACCAUUCAGUUCGUCGAUUGGUGCCCCACUGGCUUCAAGGUGGGCAUCAACUACCAGCCCCCCACGGUGGUUCCCGGGGGUGACCUGGCCAAGGUAGCGAGGGCGGUGUGUAUGCUGUCCAAUACCACCGCCAUCGCUGAGGCCUGGGCUAGACUGGACCAUAAAUUCGAUCUUAUGUACGCCAAGAGAGCCUUCGUACAUUGGUACGUGGGUGAGGGUAUGGAGGAGGGUGAAUUCUCCGAGGCUCGCGAGGACUUGGCUGCCCUCGAGAAGGACUACGAGGAGGUUGGACUCGACUCCGCUGAAGGGGAAGGAGAAGAAGAAGAGGGUCAGGAGUACUAAAUCCCCUUCAAAGAGUACUGGAUCCCACUUUAAAGAGUAUUCGAUCCCACUUUAAAGAGUAUUCGAUCCCCUUUAAAGAGUAUUCGAUCCCCUUAAAGAGUACUGGAUUCCUUUAAAGGGUACUGGAUUCACCCUUGAUGGAGUACUAGACACCACCCUUUACCACCCCCCCUUAAAACUGGUCCCUUAAACCUCCAAAUCCCCUUAAAUGUCCCUUCAAAAUAAGCAAACUUGUCUCUUACACACUACUACUACUACUACUACUACUACUACUACUACUACUACUACUACUACUACUACUACUACUACUACACUUGAUUUACGUUGCCUACACCCUUCCUAAAUGUACACACCACCACCACAACACCACAAAACACCACAAAACACCACAAAA
Messenger RNA from Portunus trituberculatus (swimming crab), 1897 nucleotides. Its product is annotated as tubulin alpha-1D chain. Lineage: Eukaryota; Metazoa; Arthropoda; Malacostraca; Decapoda; Portunidae. The coding region runs from base 145 to 1503 and encodes 452 amino acids. The record is from RefSeq and is a predicted model, not a curated record. Gene Ontology annotation, cellular component: microtubule; cytoplasm. Gene Ontology annotation, molecular function: structural constituent of cytoskeleton; GTP binding. Gene Ontology annotation, biological process: microtubule cytoskeleton organization; mitotic cell cycle. The transcript is spliced from 9 exons.